AUGACGACGACGAAAUCGUCGGGCAGAUUUUUCACUAUCGGCUUAGUGGCAUCGUGGUAUUCAUCGAACAUUGGGGUGUUGCUUUUGAACAAAUAUUUGUUGAGCAAUUAUGGGUUCAAGUAUCCGAUCUUCCUCACCAUGUGUCACAUGACCGCGUGUUCUCUGCUCAGCUAUAUUGCGAUCGUGUGGAUGAAGAUGGUCCCGAUGCAGACUAUAAGAUCUAGGGUUCAGUUCAUGAAGAUCUCUGCUCUCAGCUUGAUCUUCUGCGCCUCGGUUGUCAGCGGGAACGUUUCGCUCAGGUAUUUGCCAGUCAGCUUCAACCAAGCCAUCGGGGCCACCACGCCUUUCUUUACGGCCGUAUUUGCAUAUUUGAUGACGCUCAAAAGGGAGGCGUGGUUGACUUACAUGACGCUGAUUCCAGUGGUUACCGGGGUCAUCAUUGCCAGCGGGGGAGAGCCAAGUUUCCAUUUAUUUGGAUUUAUUAUGUGUGUCGGCGCAACAGCCGCAAGAGCACUCAAAUCAGUUGUUCAGGGGAUUCUGCUUUCUUCUGAAGGGGAAAAGCUGAACUCUAUGAAUCUGCUCAUGUACAUGGCUCCUAUCGCUGUUGUAUUCCUACUUCCCACUGCACUCUUAAUGGAAGAAAAUGUAGUUGGCAUCACAUUGGCACUUGCAAGAGAUGAUAUCAGAAUUAUCUGGUUACUGUUAUUCAAUUCUGCACUCGCAUAUCUUGUCAACUUGACCAACUUUUUGGUCACAAAACACACCAGUGCUCUGACUCUUCAGGUCCUUGGAAAUGCAAAGGGGGCAGUUGCAGUAGUAAUCUCCAUAUUGAUAUUUAGAAAUCCCGUCUCUGUUACUGGAAUGCUUGGGUACACCCUGACAGUCAUUGGUGUUAUCCUCUAUAGCGAAGCCAAGAAGCGUAAUGUUGGUACCAUGUUUGAAGAUGGUGCAUGGAUUUUGCCUUGUGUUUAUUUUUUGCAUGGGAAGGCUGGGAAAGCAUCAUUUACACCAGCAUCUGACACCUGA
Messenger RNA from Fraxinus pennsylvanica, 1026 nucleotides. NCBI's taxonomy places the organism in Eukaryota, Viridiplantae, Streptophyta, Magnoliopsida, Lamiales, Oleaceae. The record is from the annotation of a GenBank genome assembly.